AUGCCACACGAAUUAGAAAAUGACAUGAAACAACCACCAAGUCCACUCAAUGAAAAGAUAUUAGACCGAGUCCAUGGGUCUAUGAUCGGAAUGGCAAUAGGUGAUGCUCUUGGUGCACACGUUGAAUUUCGACCCCGUCAAUAUUUGGUUGAAAAUCCUGUUACUGAUUUUCAAGCAGGAGGAACGUGGGGUCUUAAGAAAGGACAGUUCACUGAUGACACUUCCAUGGCACUUUGUUUGGCUAACUCACUUGUAGUCAAAAGUGAUUUAAAUCUCUAUGAUCAACUAGUUCGUUACAAAUGGUGGUAUAGAGAAGGAUACAUGUCAUCAACAGGAAAAUGCUUUGAUAUUGGUCUAUCUACGAGUCAAUCAUUGCAGGAAUUCGAGAGUCGUCAAAUGGAUUUUAUUAAGAAAUAUAACAUUCCUCCUGAAGAAAUAGACUAUGUUGCCGAUGAUAAACAUGUCAUUCAUGAAUUUAACGUCUAUUGUAGCGAUACUGAAGUUGCCGGUAAUGGAGCUCUUAUGCGCCUCGGACCAGUACCACUUUUUUUCUAUCGAUUUCCAAAAUAUGCUGUAGAAUAUGCAGGUCGUAGUGCACUGAUCACUCAUGGUGAUGUAAAAGCUUAUGAUGCAUGUCGUUACUAUAGUGCUCUUAUUGUUGCUGCUCUUCAGGAUUACACAAAAGAGCAACUUCUUGAUAAACAGUUUUAUUCUAAACAUAUGGAAUGGUUUGGUGAACGACCUCUUUGUAAUGAGAUUAAACAGAUUGCUGAAGGUUCUUAUCAGAAACCAGGUGGAUAUGAAGAUGGAAUUCGAGGCAAAGGAUAUAUAGUUAAUGCUCUUGAAGCAGCUUUAUGGGCAUUUUGGUCUGAUGGAAACUCAUUUGAACGAGGUGCUCUUGCUGCUGUGAAUCUUGGUGAUGAUACUGAUACAACUGCUGCCAUAUAUGGACAAUUAGCUGGUGCUUACUAUGGCUACAAAAAACUGCCUCGAUCUUGGCUUAAACAAGUUUAUGCUAGGAAAUUUAUAUUAAACUUGGGCAGUUGGAUUGCUUAUGAAGGAGAGAUGUGGCGACCAUCAGACAGUUCAUCUUCAAAUAUGUCAUCUUGGCCAUAUGCACUUUAUUCAGAUGCAACGAGUACUAAAAUAGCUAAACAUGACCUGACCUUAAAUCCAACUCAUCCGCGAAGGGGUGCUGCUACUACUAUCACUCAUUCAACGGAAUAUAAUGAAACAGCAAGUGCAGAAAAAUACGAAAAUCUAACAAAACUUCGUAAAGUUCAAUCAGAGCUUUCUACGAAGCCUUCAAGCUCUCCAAUAAUUUCGCCGAAAAAAAAAGAAACACCUAAACAGUAUAAUAUGGCCGCGCAUUUUACUUUUGAACCUGAGUUUGAGGAAAUUAUUAUCGGUGAACCUCUCAACCGACCAAGAUUGAAUGUAUAUCCUUUAAUAAAUGAAGAAUUUGUUCAUUCAGAUAAUACGAUCCACUAUUCUGGAAAAACACCAUUUGACAAUAACCAGCACAACUUGCCACUACGCUACACUCAACCAAUUACUAAUAAAGAUGAAUACGGUUCAAUAGUGCGAACGACUUUGAAUCAAAGAUUAUAUGACCAUGAUAAUAAAAAUUCGAAAUUGCUUGUCGAACGGCGUCCUUCAGACAAACAUGUCGAAUCAUCUGGGAAGACUUCAUUUUCAAGCCGAGCCGGACCAGGACAUCCAGCACCAACAAAACACUCCAAAAUGAAUAAACAUGAUGACCUUAUAGAAUCAGAACCAAACUACACUUCGCAAGAUAUGCUUUCUUUUUCACAACCUCCUCUAAGGACCUUGAAAGGUUCAUCGCCGAAAUCGAGUACAUCUCAAUCGCGUAUACCCAAAACUCAUGCUAGAGAACAGCGUCUUGAUCGGCCAAUGCCCGGUGAGUCUCGUUUUCAAGUUACCAUUGAUAAACAAACUCAAAACAACCAAUUAUCAUCAACUCUAGCAGCUGAGUGUGUAACUCAACUACCACCGGCACCUAAACAAAAACAAGAAGCACGCUCGAAAAAAACAUUGGGUACAGGUUCAGUUGGCUUAAUAUCUCCUAGCCGAAAACAUAAUGACAAGAACAAUAGUAAAUAA
This is a messenger RNA of Rotaria sp. Silwood1, 2124 nucleotides long. The record is from the annotation of a GenBank genome assembly. Lineage: Eukaryota; Metazoa; Rotifera; Eurotatoria; Philodinida; Philodinidae.